Molecule: messenger RNA, 1381 nt
Organism: Cryptococcus deneoformans JEC21
Lineage: Eukaryota; Fungi; Basidiomycota; Tremellomycetes; Tremellales; Cryptococcaceae
Exons: 5
Coding region: 798-1130 (110 amino acids)
Source: RefSeq, a predicted model, not a curated record
GACCUUUCAGAUGCUAGAAUUAAACAACAGAUAAAGAUAUGGCAGAAAUCUGGGUGCGUAGCGACAGAAGAGCAAAUGGAUUUUGUAGCGGGAGUGAUAGAGUACGUUAAGAUAUUGGAGAGGGUGCAAUCAAAAUCGAAUGGGGCCGCCCACGAUAUCAGAACGGCAGUUCCGCGGUCGUAUCAUAUCUAACAACCCUUUUGUGUCCUUGGUUGACCGGUUCUUGUGAUUCACCCUGUCUUCUUCCCCGGCAUGAACCUGUGCCGCUGCCCACAUGAAGGGUGUACAUCGCGUGUCAAUCGAAAAGGAUGGAAGCCUUUCCGUCAAGUUUAUGGAGUGAUGAACAACAAAAGGACAAUUAGUCCUCAGUAUAUCUGUGAUUUUCACAAAGCAGUUUUCCCGACUACUGACAGCUACUGGUCAAACCAAAUGCCAUGGCAGCAAGGGAAGCUUCCUCAUUUCACCUCCAAGGCUGCUCUCACAACACGAGAAUUAUAUGACAUGAUUGUGGAGUUCCGAACUACAUGCCAUUUUGGCCAACUGGAAGAAGGACUAAAGCAACUGCACAUGUUAUAAACCUUCGAAAAGAGGGGGAGUACUACAAAGCUGCCGCCAGAGAACGUCAUCUUAACUCAGCGCCUACCAAAUAAUAUCCUUCAUCUCUGGCGCGGGCUUCUCGAGCUGUAUCGCAGAUCGCUGGAAAUUCCCCACCUCUUGGACGGGGUACUGCAAAUGAAUGCGUCGGUAACGAUGACGAAAAUGAGCCCAACAGUGUUGAAGACAAGAUCAACCCGUCUAUGUCUGCUCAGUUGAUUAGAGCGGCGUAUGAAGACUUCAUCACGCGGCAGAGGAAGGGGGAGAACAUGACCUAUAGCUUGACCUAUAGUCGCGUUUUGGCUGGCAAGAUUCUAGCACUGGAUGCAACGGUCACAGUAGCUAACAAGGCAUCUGCGCAUAGUUCGAAGAGCUCAACGUCUGGGGUUAAAAAUGUCGCCAAUCCAUUUGGCGGUGGUCUUCUUACAGGUGUCAAUGAAGACAAAGAACUUAUAUUACGGCUAAAUUUCCACUCUAUAAAUUGUCUCAAAGCUAAACUUUUGACAGGAGUUUUUGAUCUCGAAUGCAUCAUUUGAAAUGCAGGUGCCGGUAUCCGAAUAUGCUAUGCGAUGUGAGAAACUUGGUAUUGACUUCGCCAAUGAAGGUGAAAUUAUUGCCAUAUUUCAUCACUCAGUGAGACAAUAGCUGUCAAGGGUUGUAUGUUGUUUGUGUCUUGGGCGUUUUAUUAUGCGACGAUGCUGCUUUGUUGUACCGAAGUAAACUUUGUUGUACUGAAUAGAAGAUCCUUUUAGAUCAAGUGCCAAAAUGGUAUACGAUCAAACUUCCU